AUGGAUUCCAGAGUCUUGCACAUCUUCCAGAAGGAGCUCACCUAUCCCAUCUGCAGGAAGUACUUCAUUGACCCAGUCACUAUAGACUGUGGGCACAGCUUUUGCAGGCCUUGUCUGUACCUCUGCUUGCAAGAAAAAUCAGUUCUUAAUUUGUGCUUGGAAUGCAAGAGAGUGACAGACAAGAGAGAUUUUAAAACGAACAUCAGCAUCAAGAACCUGAAAGUCCUCAUCAGAAAAGCCAGUCUCCAGCAGUUUCUCAGCUCAGAGGAACACACACCUGUGGUGCGCAAGGAGACAAAGAAGAUCUUCUGCAAAGAGAGCAAGAACCUGCUGUGUUUGCUCUGCUCUGACUCUCAGGAGCAUCAGGGUCACAGACACCUGUCGAUGGACUGGGCUGCCGAGGAGCACAGAGAGACCCUCCUGAAGACAAUGAAGUGUUUAUGGAAAAACCUUUGUAAAAAUAGCAGAACCAUGAAUAUAGAAAUAAUCAAAGCAGGAUCAUGGGAGGUUGUUGUGCUGCCACCUUUAACUUCACCAAAACUUGAGAUAAACAUACGGACAAAGUAUGAAUCCAUGCUACUGCACAUGCCCCAGCCUAUGAAUCUAGAGCUGAGUGCAAUGUCCAUCAUUAGAUUGAUAGAAACCCUCAGAUGCUUCAAAGAUGAGCUUCAGCCCAUUGCCUAUAUUCCUGACACCCUUGGCUUGUUUAAGAAGAGAGUCAUUGAGAGCUUAGAGGCAAAGACAACAUGGAAACUUGCCAUCUCCAUGAAGAUACCCACUCCUGGCCUGCCAAUGUCAAUCGUUACUUCUGCAAGAGGGAGCACUAUUCAGAGUCUGAUAACUUUUCUAAGUUACCUCUCCUGCUUCCCAUCAAACACUCUCCACCCUGGAUUCAAUGCUGCAGUCUUGAAGGACAGCUCCCCAGGCAUAGCAGUCGUACAAGCUCAUCCAUGUCCCCUAACACCUCUGGAAUGCAAAAAAUGA
Molecule: messenger RNA, 984 nt
Organism: Lepus europaeus (European hare)
Lineage: Eukaryota; Metazoa; Chordata; Mammalia; Lagomorpha; Leporidae
Gene: TRIM48
Product: tripartite motif containing 48
Exons: 4
Coding region: 1-984 (327 amino acids)
Molecular function (GO): zinc ion binding
Source: RefSeq, a predicted model, not a curated record